CCUCCUCUUCCCACAGCCGGUAGUUGCUGCUGCUUCUUCCCCCGCCCCCAAUUUAGCCCAGGCGUCGGCGAUGGAGGCCCUGGGAGGCCGCGGCCCGGGCAGCAGGGCUGGGCACGGCGCCCCGGCCGCGUUAUGAGAGAUGGGGAGACUGAGGCACAGAAGUGAAAUGAAUUGCCAAGGGACACAGAGACAUAGCGGUGAGACAAAAGAAUCUGGACCAGAGAGAGAUCAAUUCAACGCCAUGCAAUCAAAUUGCAGUCAUCUCCACAAUGCCCCAGGAAGUGGUGAUGUUCCCUCGUCCUCUCAGAGUGCCCAUAUAGCAGGGCUGCCAGGAGAAGGCUCUUGCCACCGUAGUGGAGAUGUUCACAUCCAGCUAAGCUCUGCCUUGGGAGAAGCAGGGGAAAACCACAGUUUCAGGCACAUACGGUCAGGUUCCCAGGGCCGUUCGCAUGGCCACUCCCACAGUGAAGCGAGGGGGCCCGAAGAUUCCACCUUAGAUUCAGAGGAACAGAGUGGAAGCUCCAUCUCUGAGCUCAGAUAUCUCUUCCAGUGGCUGCACAAAAGUCUUCCAUACAUCUUGAUUCUGUGUAUCAAACUGACCAUGCAGCAUAUAAUCGGCAUUUCUCUUGGAAUUGGGCUGCUAACAACUUUUAUGUAUGCAAACAAAAGCAUUGUAAAUCAGGUUUUUCUAAGAGAAAGGUGCUCCAAGUUUCAAUGUGCUUGGGUACUGAUAUUCCUAACCGGGUCAUCUCUCCUCUUGUAUUAUACCUUUCACUCUCAGUCACUUUAUUACAGCUUAAUCUUUUUAAAACCUACUGUGGAUUUUAUGAACUUCUGGGAGGUACUUUGGAUCGUGGGAAUCACAGACUUUAUUCUGAAAUUCCUCUUCAUGGGCUUCAAAUGCUUUAUUCUCUUGGUGCCUUCUUUUAUGAUGUCUUUUAAAUCCAAGGGCUACUGGUAUAUGCUGUUAGAAGAAUUCUGCCAGUAUUACCGUACAUUUGUCCCCAUACCAAUUUGGUUUCGUUAUCUUAUUGGCUAUAGGGAGCUGGACAAUGUACUGGGGCGGAGUCUUGGAGUAUUGCUGGGUCUACUCUAUUUCAUCCUAAAACUUUUGAGCCUUUUUGGACAUCUGAGAAACUUUAGACAGGUUUUGCGGAUAUUUUGUACACGACCACACUAUGGAGUGACAGCUAGCAAGAGACAGUGUUCUGAAGCAGAUGAUAUUUGUUCAAUAUGCCAAGCUGAAUUUCAAAAGCCUAUUCUUCUCAUCUGCCAGCACAUAUUUUGUGAAGAAUGCAUCUCUUUAUGGUUCAAUAGAGAGAAAACAUGUCCACUCUGCAGAACUGUUAUUUCAGACCAUGUUAACAAAUGGAAGGAUGGAGCCACUUCUAUGCAUCUACAGAUUUAUUAAAACAUGUCAUACUUUUA
Messenger RNA from Mauremys reevesii (Reeves's turtle), 1428 nucleotides. It is a transcript of the gene RNFT1, whose product is annotated as ring finger protein, transmembrane 1. The transcript is spliced from 10 exons. Lineage: Eukaryota; Metazoa; Chordata; Testudines; Geoemydidae. Gene Ontology annotation, molecular function: ubiquitin protein ligase activity. The record is from RefSeq and is a predicted model, not a curated record. Gene Ontology annotation, biological process: positive regulation of ERAD pathway. Bases 140 to 1411 code for a protein of 423 amino acids. Gene Ontology annotation, cellular component: endoplasmic reticulum.